AUGACCUGGUACAGGAAUCUCCCUCCCAACUCCAUCAAGUCUUGGGCCGAGCUCAAGGAACCCUUUCUGAGUCACUUCACUGCUUCCCGCCGUCAACCGAAAUCAGAGGCAAACCUCGAAGCUGUAGUCCAAGGGACCAACGAGCCUCUCCGAGACUACCUCGACAGAUUCAACAAGGAGGCCGUCCAAGUGGAGACAACCGACUACAUGAAAAGGUAUCUCCUCGAGCGAGGGCUCCUCCCCGGCAGCGAAUUUAGGAAAGCGAUAAAGAUCGAAAAAAUGCGAUCUAUGAACGCCAUCUUGAAAAGGGCGCAGGCUUUCAUCUCCUUCGAGGAAGGCGAAGCGGCCGCAGUCAAAGCAUCAAGGGGAAAUGGCGUUACUCGGAGCUCGAGCCAAGACCCGUCCGCCGCGCCCCGAGCAAACGACAGAAAGAGGGACGACAGGUCCCGCGACACAAAGGAGCGCAGAGGGCCAGCAGGGCGCUUCAACGACUAUACCCCCCUGAAAGUUUCACGGGAGAAGAUCCUGGCCGAGUGCAUAAACGCCGAGUUCAGAAACUCCAACAUCAGGCCCCCGAAGCCGAAUCCCUCCCGGCCGGGGACCGACAAGUCCAAAUACUGCAAGUAUCACAAGAGCCACGGGCACCUGACGGACGAGUGCAUACACCUGAAGGACACCAUCGAGACACUGAUCAAAGAGGGUCACCUUUCUAAGUACACAAAGAGAGGAGACCCUCCCAGAAGGAAUGACCGUCGGAGCUCCGACGAGGGCAACUCACCGAAUGCCAGGCCGCUGCAGGUGGCAUUAUCCGUCACCCGACCAGAAGACUUCAUACCCUCGGUCGGAGUGACAUCUGCCCUCAGCGUCUGGGAAGGGUUCCCGACAGCAAUGCUGAUAUACAACGGCGGGGACCCUGGCUCCCUCACAAUCGGCUCCGUGAAAAGGAAGUUCGACGAGUUGAUCAGCGCCACCACGGACCUGACCCCGACCCUGAGGAGGUUCAAAGGGAGGUCAGAACCGAUCACUUUCUACUUGGAGGAGCUACCCGGCGGCGCUCCGAACGCCACAAUCCCACUGCUCCUGGACGACUCACAUCUCACUCCUUACGUGGGAUCCGACCUCCAAGGAUUCAACGGGAUAACCACGAAGCCGUGGGGUUACGUCGAACUGCUCGUCUCCUUCGGGGAGGGGGAAGCCUCCAGGCAAGUCAAGACACGGUUCUUGGUGAUAGACUGCAAGACCCUCUACAACUGCAUCAUCGGGCGCCCCACUCUGGCAGAACUCACUGCCGUCCCCUCAACCGUUCACUUGAAGAUGAAGUUCUAUACGAAGAGAGGACGAGUAGUCACUGUCAAUGCCGACAUCGAAGCUGCUAGGAGGAUAUUCGACGCAUCAGUAAAGGGACUGGAGCUGAUCUCCCCACCCUCCAGCUCCAACAAAAAACCAAGGGCUGAAGACAAAUCCCCUCCUGAAGAUCGGCAGACGACAACAGACGUCAGCUCAGUCGACCUCGACGCUCGUUUCACAGAAGAGGAGCUGAAGAAUGGCGAAGAACCGCAGCCGAAGACAGCUCACCCUAUCCGGCCCAUUCCAGACGGGGAAUUCGAGCUCGUUCCUCUGGGUGACAACCCCGACAAGGCUGUGAAGAUCGGCAAGAACAUCCCGGAUACACCGAGGAAGCAGCUCAUAGCUUACCUGAGGAACAACGCCGACUUUCAGCGCGACCUUAAUCCGAGAAACGGAAGACGGACAGAAGCCCGUAUACUUCACGAGCAAAGCCCUGCAAGGGCCCGAGGCCCGAUAUCAGCAGAUAGAGAAAGUUGCGUUGGCCCUAAUAACGGCCGCGAGGAGGCUGAGAUACUAUUUCCUCGCCCACACCAUUGUCGUCCGGACAGACCAACCCAUUAA
This is a messenger RNA of Vicia villosa (hairy vetch), 1908 nucleotides long. RefSeq lists its product as uncharacterized. The record is from RefSeq and is a predicted model, not a curated record. The transcript is spliced from 3 exons. Bases 1 to 1908 code for a protein of 635 amino acids. Lineage: Eukaryota; Viridiplantae; Streptophyta; Magnoliopsida; Fabales; Fabaceae.